AUGGCGGUUCGCGCAAGGACGCCGCUCCUGCUCGCGGCCCUCGCCGGCGCCGUGGCCCUCCUGCUGCCGGGCGCCGUCGAGGCCCGCGUCCUGCUCUCGCUCGACGACUUCGGCGCCGUCGGGGACGGCAUUGCCAACGACACCCAGGUACGUACGCCAUGUCGCGAGCCAUCUCGGGCGGCACCGGCACGGCGGCGUUCCCUUCCCUUGACCCUCUAUUUGUUUCUUCAUCAGGCAUUCGUCGACGCGUGGAAGGCGGCGUGCGCCACCGGCGGAACCAUCUACCUCAACGUCCCCGCCGGCAAGUCCUACCAGAUCUGGCCCGUCACGCUCGCCGGCCCCUGCCGCGGCGAGAUCAAGCUCAUGAUUUCCGGGAACAUCAUCGCGCCGGAGGACCCGGAAGAGUGGUCGGAUGGCGACCAGGGCAGGUGGCUCCACUUCUGGGGCGUGGGCGACCUGUCGCUGAGCGGCAGCGGCAUCGUCGACGGCCGGGGCCAGCAAUGGUGGGCGGGGUCCUGCGAGGACGAGAACUGCACCACGUACCGCCCAUACGACGUGGCCCCCAUGGCGCUCCACUUCGAGGACUGCCGGGACGUCAGCGUGAAGGGCAUCACGGUGCAGAACAGCCAGCGGCAGCACCUGGUCUUCACCCGCUGCCACGACGUGGAGGCCAACUAUCUCAGGGUGACCUCGCCGGAGUACAGCCACGGCACCGUCGGCGUCCUCGUCGUCAGCUCCACCGACGUGCACAUCAAGCACGAUCUCUUCUCCGUAGGCGGCGACUGCGUGUCGAUCGUGGGCAACUCCUCUGAUAUCCGUCUGAGAGCCAUCUCGUGCGGACCUGGACUCGGCAUUAGCAUUGGAGGCUUGGGCGAGAAGCAAAGUAAUCACAUGGUACACAAGAUCAAGAUGGACACUAUGUUCAUCUCCAACACCAAGAACGGCGUAAGCAUCAAGACCUACGAGAACGGCUGCGGCUUCGCUUGCAAGGUGAAGUUCGCGCACAUCAUGAUGAGGAACGUGGCCAACCCUAUCGUCAUCGACCAGCACUGCUACUCCGCCUCCAACUCCAACCGGGGAACUCCCUGCGGAACUCCGAACGGGAGCGCGGUGGCGGUGGAGAAGAUCAAGUACAUCGACAUCACCGGCACAUCCGCGACGGAGCGGGCGGUCACGUUCGCGUGCAGCAACGCCAUGCCGUGCAAGCACCUGUAUCUGGACGGGGUGAACCUGAGGACCGCCGGCGGGGGGAGCACGUCCGCCUACUGCUACCAGGCGUUCGGGAAGCAUGUCGGGGACGUCCUCCCGGAGUCGUGCCUCGGCAAGGAGAAGGAGGACUUCGUCCAGCUGCAGGCCCCGACCGCCGGCACGCGGCAAGGAGACACCGAAGACGAAGAAGAUGAUGAUUGGUGA
Messenger RNA from Triticum turgidum subsp. durum (durum wheat), 1413 nucleotides. NCBI's taxonomy places the organism in Eukaryota, Viridiplantae, Streptophyta, Magnoliopsida, Poales, Poaceae. The record is from the annotation of a GenBank genome assembly.